Jaculus jaculus (lesser Egyptian jerboa) is the source of this 3458-nucleotide messenger RNA. RefSeq names its product SH3 domain binding glutamate rich protein like 2 (gene Sh3bgrl2). Lineage: Eukaryota; Metazoa; Chordata; Mammalia; Rodentia; Dipodidae. Gene Ontology annotation, cellular component: cytoplasm. The coding region runs from base 94 to 417 and encodes 107 amino acids. The record is from RefSeq and is a predicted model, not a curated record. The transcript is spliced from 4 exons.
GACCGACGGACUGCGGCGACCGCAAAGCCGACGGCAGGCUAAGGCGGCUUGGCGACCGCGGCGAGCAGGGCCGGUCCCGGGCGCAGCGGGAGGAUGGUGGUCCGCGUGUUCGUCGCCUCGUCCUCCGGCUCCGUGGCGAUCAAGAAGAAACAGCAGGACGUGGUUAGAUUUCUGGAAGCCAACAAGAUAGAGUUCCAGGAGGUGGACAUCACAAUGUCAGAAGAACAGAGGCAAUGGAUGUACAGAAACAUCCCCCCAGAGAAGAAACCUGCACAAGGCAACCCUCUUCCUCCUCAGAUAUUUAAUGAUGAUCGAUACUGUGGAGAUUAUGACAGUUUUUUUGAAUCAAAGGAAAGCAACACAGUCUUUUCAUUCUUGGGUCUGAAACCACGGUUGGCAUCUAAGACUGAGCCUUAGAGAAGAGAAGUGAAGAUCACAGAGAUGCAUUUUGGAGCACCCUCUGGUACUCAGCACACACCUGCUUAUCUAAUGCAUCACUGUAACACAAGCCACAUGCAUAGUAAUUUUGCUUGCCAUGGAAAAAGUCUUUUUGGAGGAUGUGGGUAUAAUGGGGAUUGCAUGAUUGCUUUAAACCAAAUCGGGACUGUGGUGGACUCUUAUUUUCUGAAUUGCCUGCAGUUGUGUCACUUAUUACAAGUGUGCUUUUUUAAUGACUGAUAGAUGAGUGGGUGGCUUCAUCAGAGGGAAAGUGCUGGCUUUGCCCUAGGUUUCAGUUAUUGGUACUGCAUAAUCCCACUCCACUUGAAGCUGCCUGAAUUGCACUCUUUAAAUGUGCCGACCAGGUUGGUGCCAUCUUAUAAUCAGAAAGAAAAGAGCAGUGCUGGUUAACAAAGGGCACUGAGGAAUUUUGCUGCAGUCACAGACGUCUUUGCUCCUAUGCUUUGUAAAAGCACCUGCUGAAAAAAUUAGAUGUUCUAGACUCUUUUUUGCAAUGGAAGCCCUCACCCCUAUACAUCCUCUAAGCUCCUGGAGAAUUUUCCAAAAACCACAGUUGCAAUAUUGCAUGAUCACAACAAAGUUACAGGUCUGACAAUAAUUGCUGUUUGGAAAAAUGUGUGCCACUUUUCCUCUUUCACAAGGAAAGUUUCACCGGGAUGCAUAAGACUGCUUGAAAGAUAUAUUUUAAGAGGUAUAGUAAUUAGAUAGUAAAUUCGUAGAAAAAUUGUCUAAUUAGUAUCUGAAGGCAUUUUCAGCUCCUGCAAUUAAUUUACACGUAAGUGCACAUAUAUUUUUACAUGCAGCUCCCCUAAGUAAAAGCUGCUUAUUCUAUUUUAUGAAGGGAUUCUAUUUUUUUUGAGGAAGAAAAUCUCAGCUAUGUAUAUUUUGUGAACCCUUGAUAAAGCAUAUUUUAAAAGGCAACAAUACUGCUGAGCCGGAGCUCAGCGGCAAAGCACUCACAUAGCGUGCACAAGGCUCUGAGUUUAAACCCCAGUAUGGUUAAAGGGGGGGGGGGGUUACCAGAACUGCUGUAUCACUUUUUAUCUAUGUUACUUUUUAUUGUCCUUUUCUUUCUUCCUAUUUCUGACAAAUGCAUGGUCUCAGACGUUUCAGAGCAGUGUUGGCACACAUGCUUGUUUCAUGUAUGAGCACAAGUGAUAUUUCAGAGCAGCAUGUAAGAGAAGGGGGACCGUCUAGCCAGUAACCCCGAGCUGUACUUGUCAAGCAAAAUCUCUGCUUUCAUUGGAAUGGACACAAUGAAAGCUGAACUUGGCCACUUAGGGCAGAAACUACUUUUCUGUAUCCUUAAAAGCUUAAAGUUUUUCAUUGCCAAACAUGGGGUUAGCCUUGAAUAGCAAAGCUCAGAGAGCUGACUGAAAUACUCACCUAUUCCUAGGAGCAUGAUGCUGACCUUUCAUAAUGUUAUGCAAAGGACAUGUAUAUGUUUAAGAAAUUGAAAGCAAAAUGAAUUAAGUUUCCCACCAUCCCUGUCCCUGGCGCUUUGCUAAUGUGGACUAGUCUACAGAGCUUUCUGAAUGCUGAAGCUGAGACCUUAUGUGAGAUGUGCAGUCCUACUACAGCCAUAGCAGCAUGGUGGGCUUCUCCAUGACUGAACAGAUACUUGGCCCACGAUUUUGUCUCAAGGAAAGCUUGUUACAUAGUCAUGGAUAUGACUGGGUGCUUGCUAGUAUACAAGAUCCAGGUCAAAUUCUAGCUGAUAAAUCUCGAGAGCUAUGUGGGAAUGUUUGUAUUUUUAUAACUAGAUAUUGUGUUUGAGUAUUUGAGUCUAUUUUAACAAUUGUCAUGCUAUAGUUACUCAGUUUACAUUUAGUCUGCCUUUGCCAGUGAGUACCAAGAAUCUACUCAGUAAGAUUGAGGCCUUGCAAGUUCCGGGUUGUAUACUCAUACUUGCUAGACAGAAAGCUAUCAAGGUUUGUCUUACCACCUCACAAGCCAUACUAACCCUUCUAAUUAUAUCAAACAUUUUCUUACUGUGAUGUGCAGUGGGGUGGGAGGUGGUUUAGCAAGGAAGACCAGCCUGAGGUGGUGGUGUACUUGUGCCUGGAAGCCCAUGGGUGGCAUCUGCCAGUUCCCAGGCUGUGCUGUGCUCAGAGCUGGUGGGUCCAUACUUGUUCUCUGGUCAGCCAAACUCUAAGCACAAAAUUGUGAUUUCCUUUUCCUUCUCUUUUUUUCUUUCUUUUUGGAAGCAAGGUCUUGCUCUGCAGUCCUGACUGGCUUAAAAUUCACUAUGUAGACUGUCCCCAAACUCACAGUUAUCCUUCUGCCUUUGUCUCCCAAGUGGUGGGUUACAGCUUGUCCAACUAAAUAGAGGUGUUUUUUUUUUUUCUUUCUCAUUUCCUUGCACUAGUUGUCUUUUGAUGAUAAUCACAAUCUUUAAAACCUAGGAAAGAAGUAAAUUUGUAAGCAUAUUUGUAAUAUCAAGGAAAUUUUAAUUUCCUGUAGUAGGCAUGUUGAUACAAAGGAAAUGUACAAAUACAAAUGAAAUUAUGCCACUUUAAAAUUAGAUAAGACAUAGUGCCCCAUCCUGCUACGUGUAUGCAGAGCAGAAGAAAGUUUUGUUCAGGAAACAUUUUGCCAAAUCCUAGGGUUUUCUUAAAAUUAAGGAGGAGAAAAGGAAAAUAUUUUGCCCUUAGAUGCUAGUAUGUUUCCUGUUUUAUAAAUUUAACUAUCAUUCACAUGUAGACGUUUUGUACUAUAUGGAUUUAAUAAUGACCAAAUAUUUUUGUGUUUUAUUACUGAAAGGUACCAAAGGCUCUAUCUGCUUUGUUUAUUUGAUUUUAUUUUUUUGCAAGGUUUUGCUUUUCCAGAAAUGUUUUUUCUAUAUCAGCUUUUCUUAAGUGUCAGGAUCUACUUAUAUCUGUAUGAGUGUUUUUGAUUUCAGCCUGUAUGUGUUUGUCUCUAAAGGACUUGAUGAGAUCUCUGAUUUUAUACUCAGCAUUAAAAGAAUACAUUCCAGAAAACAUGCAUUUUGAAAAUGA